Messenger RNA from Callorhinchus milii (elephant shark), 3288 nucleotides. It is a transcript of the gene soul3, whose product is annotated as heme-binding protein soul3. Lineage: Eukaryota; Metazoa; Chordata; Chondrichthyes; Chimaeriformes; Callorhinchidae. The transcript has 5 exons. The record is from RefSeq and is a predicted model, not a curated record. Bases 55 to 873 code for a protein of 272 amino acids.
UAUUUAAAGACCGGAGCCUCGCAGUGGGGGGGACGGGCGGCCGCGGGGGCAGAGAUGGCGGGACAGGGCUGUCAGUUCGGCGGCGGCGGUGGCGGUCAGAUCACUCUGGAGGACCUCACCGCCGGGCCCGGGCCCGAGCCGGAGGGGGAGAGCACGGAGUCGGUCUCCAACAGCAAUGCCGUCUUGGAGGAAGGCGACGAGCAGCCGGAGGGGGAGGAGGGGGACCGACUCUUCUCUUACUGGCAAACCAUCGGCCGCGGUCACCGGGUGGAGGUGCCACGAGAAAUGGCAGAACCAAUCCAACAGUUGACAAGAAAUAACCAGCCUCAAGACAGAGAGAUGGUACCAUUCGCACAAAUAAGUCAAAAGAAAAAGUGUGACCAAGUACUGUAUGAAAAGCGUCGAUAUGAAAAGGCUAAAUGGGCUUGUGUCAACCUGGAUGAAGGCAAUUACGAGCAGGCCACGUGCCUGGGAUUUAUGAAACUGAUGAGAUACAUCUGUGGGCAAAACUCAUCAGGUCUCUAUCUGGGGAUGACUCUCCCCAUUGUUACCAUAGUGCGUACCAACCAGUCCCGGUCAGAACUGCUGUCUACAGUUACUGUAGCUUACCAUCUGCCUGGACAGUUUCAAGAUCAGAUUCCACAGCCGUCAGUAGCAGACAUUCAGAUAGAGGAGUGGCCUGCUAACAUUGUUUAUACCAGGCCUUUUAAUGGCGUCACGAAUGAAGACUCGAUUCUACAAGAAAUAAACCAGUUAGCAGAAUAUCUGGACAAUCCAGAGCCGUUGCUGCAGGAUACCUUUAUUAUUGCUAGAUACUCCAAUCCUGCUGCUCCCAAUCACCAGAAUGAGAUAUGGUUUAUACAGAGACCGUGAUCAUGUACUGGAUAAUGGAAUGCAGAAUGAUCAUUCGUAUAAAAGAAUAAUGAUCCAUUUUGUGAAAGUGAUUUUGUAACUUGAGCAUGAGGUUAAAUUUAAUUCAAGACCAAAUCAUAGAAUAGACAAUCACAUGCAUGUAAAAGUUUAAAGUGGAAAAUCUAAGACAUAUUCCAAAACCACUGUUCCACUGAAUAAUCUGUUCAAUUUAGAUUUUUAGCCACUGCUGGUUACUGUUCGUGACAGCACAUUUGGACAUUCAGCAAAAUAGUCAUUUUAUCUACACAAUUUGUUUUUUAAUUUGUCUUGCACAUUAAAUCAGUGAUAUUUCAUUGGACUUUUUAAACUCUUAAUUACAAUGGAUAGGCUACAAUAGUUGUCUGACAACUUCUUAAUUCUUUUCCCCCUUCCCCAUUUGUAUCCUAGUGGUACAUUUUUGAAUGUAGGACAAUCAAUUCAAUUUCAGUGGUUCACAUAAUCACCCUUCAGCAAUAUUACAUGUCCUACCUACAAUUUCUGGAUUACACAGAGUACAUUCUUUUUAUAGGGCACAAGUAGCUGAUGAAGUGCCACACAGCAGGUAGAUAUAUGAAGAAAUACCUUUGUUCUUGGCCUCUCCCCUUAUUGUAUAAAGUUAUAGCCAUAAUGGCAAUUUUCUAAUGAUCAUUGCCCAAUCGGAGAAGUAGGCCAUUGGGUUGGACAAGCACGCUGCACCACUGUCUAUGACAAUUUCUUAAUUGUUUCCCCCCUUCCCUAUUUGUACCCUAGUGGUAUAUUUUUGAAUAUAGGACAAUCAAUUCAAUUUCAGUGGUUCACAUAGCAGGAUAUGCAGGAGGAAAACAGUCAAAGCUUGAAAUGUUUUUCCCAAUCUGCAAAUGCUACUCUGUUAACUUAACCCAGAAACCACAAACACUCCAUGUCUGGUUUGAUUAAUAUGUUAAACUAUUUUUUAAAUCCACAAAUACUCUACAGAUAUUACUUUGUUUAGAAUACUUCUGAAAUAGCUGUCAGUACAUUGAAAAUGCACUGCAAAAUAAAAAUAACUCACAACCACAAUUUAAUAUGGAUUGCAUUAAUUCAAGUCUGUCCUUUACAGAGAAUCAUGAAAAUCCUUUCAUGUAUCUGCUUUUCUUGUUGCUUUAUUGAACAUAUGAAUGGUAAUAGUGGUCCAUUAGAAUUGCAAUAUAGUUCAUGCUGAUGUUAAACAUCUGUGCGUAAAAAGGUUUCUAAGGAGAUACAGUAAAACUCGCACAAGUCUUAUCUUUAUAAAUCGUAUAAUCGCCUAAGUCAUAUAAUCACCGAGUCCCAUUGAAUUACACAUUUGCAGUGUAAAUUAUUGAUUAAAUCAGAUUUUAUACUACUUAGACAGUUUGCCUGCAACUUGUUUGCACAAGUCAUAUUAAAUGUUAUGGUUCCGACUGAUACAACUUGCUAGUUUUAAUGUAUUUAUACGCUGAAACAUUUAUUUGCUAAUAUUUGUCAUGCUUUGUAUUGAUAAUUGUUUUAUAAAGUGAGAUGAAGGUAAGGUUGACUGGUGUAAGAACAAAUCUUCAACAAAAAACACCCCCACCCCUCUGGCCUCUUUACAUUGUAGAACUGAAGUGAAAAACAUGGCAGGAACCAAAUUAAGAGGCUGAAGUGCAUUCUCCUCUGUGAAGAAAGCUUUACACUAAAAUAUUCCAGUUGCUGGGGAAGCUUAGAGCAAGUGAAUUGCAAUUAAACAAUUCACUAUGAUGGUGGAACUCUUCAGUUGCUCAGUCCAGUGAUGUCAGUUCCAUGUAUGUUUUCACUACAGUGCACGUAAAAACAAAACUGCUAUUGCAGCCAUAGUUGAAAAAGCACUUUGAUCUGGAAGCAAUUCCUGUAUUGCCACAAAAUGUCAUGCCUCUGGUAAUGUCGCAGGAACUUAUUUUUCCUGAUUGAAGAUUUUUAUUGUAAUAAAUUGGGGAAUAGAACGUCUUGGGAAAUAGUUCAAACAUAUUUAACCAGCUCACCAACGAGCACAUUCUAGCAUAUUGUUUUGCAGGAUGCUCGUUAUGCCACUGUUAGUCAAGUGCAGUAUACUUUUAAAUAACGUGCACCAAUACUAUUUUUGUUUGCUGUGAAGCUGACUAUUCUUGUACCUGAAAAGUAAAAAUGCUAGAACCCCAGUUGUAGCCUUUAUUGUAUUUCACGGCCUGCAGUAAACGCUCAAAUCUAUUUAGAGAUAUAAGGAAAGAAUAUAAAAAUAUAUUUGAAAUUACAUUUUGGUGAAGAAAAUAUUUCAUCUAAGAUAAACGUCAGAUAUGCAGUUAUAACUAAGCUUUGUAAUAGGCAUUCCUUUUCAUUGACAGAACUGUACGACUCGUCUUGUUUUGUGACUGACAUUCUAUUUUGUGUACUGCAAUAUUGUCGGAAUAAAUAUUUUAUCAAGUA